Messenger RNA from Gastrolobium bilobum, 1365 nucleotides. Its product is annotated as coniferyl alcohol acyltransferase. Lineage: Eukaryota; Viridiplantae; Streptophyta; Magnoliopsida; Fabales; Fabaceae. The record is from RefSeq and is a predicted model, not a curated record. Gene Ontology annotation, molecular function: acyltransferase activity, transferring groups other than amino-acyl groups. Bases 1 to 1365 code for a protein of 454 amino acids. The transcript has a single exon.
AUGUCAGACAUUCUCAGGGAAGUUGGGUCUCCGGAGUAUGGGAAAUUUGAAGUCAAGUUCAGUAGGAAAAGUAUUGUAAAAGCUGCCAAUCCUUUACCAGAGCCAUUUUCAAUCACUCUCUCAAAUCUUGAUCUACUUUCAGGCCGUUUUCCUGUUACAUACUUAUAUUUCUACCUCAGACCAAAAUUAGGUAACUAUAAAGCUUUUGUUGAGGCUCUUAAGAGCUCUUUGGCACAAGUACUUAAUUACUACUAUCCCUUUGCUGGCCAAAUUGUUCAAAAUCCCAAAACCAGUGAACCUGAAAUCAUAUGUGACAACAAUGGUGCUCUGGUGAUUGAAGCUCAUGCAUAUACCCCAUUAAAGAAUUUAGAUUUUUAUAAUCUCAAUGAAACUCUUCAAGAAAAGAUAGUCUCCGUUCAACCAGACUUCCCCUUGCAAAUUCAGGUAACAGACUACCCUUGUGGAGGCAUUUCCAUUGCAUUUACUUUUGACCAUGCAUUAGGUGAUGCAACUUCCUUUGGUAAAUUUAUUUCUUCAUGGUGUGAAAUAGCUCAAAAUAAACCACUAUCAUGCCAACCAGACCAUACUAGACACCUUUGUGCACGUUCUCCUCCCAAAUAUGAACCAUCCUUAGACCAAACUUUUAUCAAGUGCACCAUGGAAGAGAUACAGAACAUGCCAAUGAAACACAUCUCACUUAAACGCCUUUAUCAUAUCAAUGCAUCAAGCAUUAACAUGCUGCAGAGACUUGCAUCUGUUGGUGGCACCAAGAGAACAAAGAUCGAGGCUUUCUCUGCCUAUGUAUGGAGGAUAAUGAUUGGCACCAUUGAUCAAAGCCAUGAAAAGUGCAAGAUGGGUUGGUUGGUGGAUGGAAGAGAAAGAAUGGGAACAGGUAAGAAUACCAUGUCAAAUUACAUUGGUAAUGUCCUAUCUUUGGCUUUUGGGGAGGCAAGUAUUCAAGAAUUGAAAAAAGCCUCUAUAUCAGACACUGCUAACAUAGUGCAUGAGGCAAUUUCAAAGGUUAAGAAUGAGGCUCAUUUCUUGGAUUUGAUUGAUUGGGUUGAGUGUCAUAGGCCUGGUUUGAUGCUAGCAAAGGCAGUAUUGGGUCAGGAGGGACCAGUCCUGGUAGUGUCCUCAGGUAGAAGGUUUCCUGUCACUGAAGUUGACUUUGGAUUUGGGACACCCUUGUUAGGGACAGUUUACACUUCCAUUGAAAAGAUAGGAGUUGGUUACAUGAACCAAAGGCCAAGUGCUAAAGGUGAUGGUUCGUGGACUGUGUCUGCUAUCUUGUGGCCUGAACUGGCUUCUGCACUCAAGGAUGACCCAAUUUUUCAGCCCAUGUCUGCUGCUAAUCUUCAACUUUAG